This is a messenger RNA of Phymastichus coffea, 4862 nucleotides long. RefSeq names its product 1-phosphatidylinositol 4,5-bisphosphate phosphodiesterase gamma-1 (gene sl). The coding region runs from base 300 to 3947 and encodes 1215 amino acids. NCBI's taxonomy places the organism in Eukaryota, Metazoa, Arthropoda, Insecta, Hymenoptera, Eulophidae. The record is from RefSeq and is a predicted model, not a curated record. The transcript is spliced from 17 exons. Gene Ontology annotation, biological process: phosphatidylinositol-mediated signaling; phospholipid catabolic process; positive regulation of epithelial cell migration. Gene Ontology annotation, molecular function: calcium ion binding; protein binding; phosphatidylinositol-4,5-bisphosphate phospholipase C activity.
UUUUCCGGGAUGGCACAUAUGUGUGUGUAGUGCAGCAGGGAGGCAGGAUGUAAGUGUAACGACUAUAUUGAGUUUUGUUGUUUUUUCCUUCGCUCGUUCAUUCAGUCAAAAGCUGAUGGAGAAUGCAAAAGGACAACCUUUUUUUCGCUGCUACGUCGGCAAUACUCGGCAUAAGAGGAAGAUAUUAUCUGGUACGAGAGUAGGUUAGAGAGACGGAGAGAGAGAGAGAGAGAGAGCCAGAUGAACGGAAGCAGCUCAUGAAUAAUGCUUUAAAUUGAAAAUUCCGUAAAUCUAUCAAAAUGAAUGGAAUCAUACCUGAAAUGGAGCAGAUCAUCAGUCAGCUUGAAAGGGGAACUUUGGUUACAAGAUUUUUUUUAAGAAAAAGACCAGAGAAAAAAACAUUGAUGAUACGUAGAGAAACGAGACAGAUUGUUUGGGCACGUACUCCGACAUCAAGACCAUUUGAUGGCUCAGUUGACAUCCGAGAAAUUAAAGAAGUUAGAAUAGGUAAAAAUUCUAAAGACUUUGAAAAGUGGCCUGAAGAUGCUAAGAAAACAGACCAUUUGAGGGGUUUUGUUGUAUAUUAUGGACAGGAGUUCAGAUUAAAAACUCUUUCAAUAUCAGCCUUGAGUGAAAAAGAAUGUGAACUGUGGGUAAAGGGAUUAAGGCAUUUCAUACAUGAUGCAUUAACUUCUCCGUAUCCUUUACAAGUAGAACAAUGGCUCAGAAAAGAAUUUUAUGCAAUGGAAAACUCCAGAGAAAUGGUAACAUUAAAAGAUAUCAAAGCAUUUCUCCCAAGAGUAAAUUUUAAAAUAUCAACCAAUAAACUUAGAGAAAUCUUCCAAGAAGUGGAUACUCGUAACAGAGCAGAAAUUGGUUUUGAUGAUUUUAUAAAACUGUAUCAAAAACUUAUGUUCGACAAUAAUAAUUUGACUGACUGGACUAAAUUAAUAAGCUACUCAAAUUCCUCGAUGAUCGUAACUCUACAAGAAUUUCAAAACUUUCUCUUAGCUGAACAACAAGAUUCUCUCGGAAACAGCGAAUCGGACGUAUCUACGUUCAUUCGCGAUUAUCUACAAGAUCCUCAACGAGACAUUCAAGAACCAUACUUUCAUUUUGCAGAGUUUAUUGAGUAUCUUUUCUCAAAAUCAAACGAAAUUUGGGACAGUAAAUACGAUCAAGUAUCUCACGACAUGACUAGGCCAAUAUCUCACUACUGGGUUUCUUCAUCUCACAAUACAUAUUUAAUGGGUGAUCAAAUAAGCAGUGAAAGCAGUUGUCAAGCGUAUGUGCGAGCUUUGCGUGCUGGAUGUAGAUGCAUCGAGUUGGACUGUUGGGAUGGACCCGAUGGCAUGCCUUUCAUAUUUCACGGUCACACGUUAACGACGAAAAUUAAGUUUCUUGACGUUAUCAAGACGAUUAAGGAACAUGCAUUCGUCACCUCAGAGUAUCCAGUGAUUCUGUCGAUAGAAGAUAAUUGUACUUUGCCACAACAACGAAAAAUGGCAAUGGCUAUGCAAGACGUUUUUGGGGAUAUGCUGUUAGUACAGCCGAUUGAUAAGAACGAGUCAUGUCUUCCAUCACCGUACUCUCUUCGUAGAAAAAUUUUACUAAAACAUAAAAAGUUACCAGACGGAGUUGACGAAAGUGCUUUUAUUAUUCGUAACGACGAUUGUAGACAGGAGAUGGAUUUAAGGAAUACAAUCAAGAAUGGAAUUUUGUAUUUGGAGGAUCCGGUUGAUAGGGAGUGGAAUCAACAUUUUUUUGUUUUAACGCAGCAGAAAUUGUAUUAUACGGAUACAUUUUCGCGAACUCAAGAAACGGAACCUGAUGAAGACGAAGAGACUACAAUGCUUAGUCCUCAGGAUGGAGUUCCAAACGAUGAGCUACAUUUUGGAGAAAUGUGGUUUCACGGUAAAUUGGCAAGAGGUCGAGAAGAAGCUGAAGAACUGCUGCGGAGAUAUUCACACCUAGGUGACGGGACGUUUUUAGUGAGACAAUGCGUGACAUUUGUCGGUGAUUACUGUUUAUCAUUUUGGAGAAAAGGAAAAGUCAAUCACUGUCGAAUUAAGCUAAAACAAGAAAUGGGACAAACGCAGUUUUAUCUAAUUGAAACUCACUGCUUUGAUAGCCUAUACAGUUUGAUUACGUACUAUCGCAAUCACCCUUUGAGAAGUCAGGAAUUUUUGAUAACACUACAAGAGCCGGUACCACAGCCAAAUAAGCACGAAGAAAAAGAAUGGUGGCAUGCCGACUGCUCGAGAACUCUCGCUGAGGAAAUGCUAAAACGCGUCCCCACCGAUGGAGCAUUUUUAGUAAGAUCGAGCGAUAAGGAAAGCAGUACUUAUGCAAUUUCAUUCAGAGCAGAGAACAAAAUUAAGCACUGUCGGAUAAAACUCGAAGGACGCCUGUAUACAAUUGGCACUGUUCAAUUCGAAAGCUUAGUGGAGUUAGUUAAUUAUUAUGAACGACAUCCUCUGUAUAAAAAGAUUAAAUUGAGCGUUCCCGUUAAUCAAGAAAUAUUGAGGCAACGAGGAUUGGACGUUGAUGAUGGAUCAGUCUAUGGAAUUCCCGGCUACAUGGAUCCAACAACGUUUGUCUCGAAGCUUACAGUCAAGGCGCUAUACGAUUACAAAGCCAGAAGGGAUGAUGAAUUGACGUUAGUCAAACAUGCCAUCAUUGCUAAUGUAAAUAAACAAACUGGCGGGUGGUGGCGUGGCGACUACGGCGGUAAAAAGCAACAUUGGUUCCCGGCAAAUUACGUUGAAGAAAUCGAGCAAGAUAGUCAGGCUGAUGCAUCGGAUUCAAUGCUUUUGGGAAAUCUACAGAAAGGAUCUUUGGAUAUAGUAGGUGCCGUUGUUGAGUUGACAAUGUCAGAUAGACCGGGACCUGAAUGGAUUUUGCGAAUACAAAAUCCAAGUAUGUGCUCGGUGUUCGAGGUAGCAUCUUUAUCUCAAGAAACUGCUAUGGAAUGGGUUCAGAUGAUUCAAGAAACUGGCCAAAAUGCUAGUGUCAGAGAAAGUCAACAUAAAGAAAUGGAACGAGCAUGGAGAAUAGCAAAAGAAAUGUCCAACUUGAUAGUCUAUUUUAGAUCAGUAACCUUCAAUAUAGAGCGACUAAAAGUAAAAGGUUUCAUUCACAACGAGAUGAGCAGCUUUCCAGAAACGAAAGCUGAGAAACUCAUGUGCCAACAGGAAAAUAGAUUUUUCCUAAGCUAUCAUCAAGUUCAGUUUAGCAGAGUGUACCCUAAAGGUCAAAGAAUCGAUUCGUCCAAUUAUAAUCCCGUACCAAUGUGGAAUUCUGGUUGUCAGAUGGUAGCACUAAACUACCAAACUGGCGAUAAACCAAUGCAAUUAAAUUAUGCCAAAUUCAGAGAAAAUGGAAAUUGCGGGUACUUACUGAAACCAGAUUUUAUGUUUCAUGAAGAUUACAGUCCAUAUGAUAAGAACUCGUUAGUUGGAGUUGAUACUCUAAAAAUAACUUUGCAUAUAAUAGGGGCUAGACAUCUGAAUAAACAAGGCAGAGGUACAGUUAGUCCUUUUGUGCAAAUCGAAGUGGUUGGUGCUGAUUAUGAUAGCGGCAUUAAACUCACUACAAAAACAAUAACUGAUAAUGGUUUCAAUCCAAUGUGGAAUGAAUCCUGCGAGUUCCUAGUUGCAAAUUCACAUCUAGCCUUGCUUCGAUUUAUCGUUCAAGACGAAGAUAUGUUUGGUGAUAGCAACUUUAUAGGUCAAGCAACUUAUCCUAUACGGUGUUUGAGAACUGGUUAUAGAAGUGUUCCGUUAAAAAACGGGUUUAGUGAAGAUCUUGAAUUAGCAUCACUGUUAGUCCAUGUUAAAAUAAUUAACACUAGCGAACAACUUCGAAAUAAUACUCUGAAAAGCGAAAACCGUGCUGGUAUCCUACAAGACUUUAAAAAUGUACGAGUGACGGAAAGGCACGCCUAGAACAUUUUAGCAUAAUUCAUCUCAUAAGUAUACUUGAAGAUAUACUCGCGUGCAUUUGGAGAUCAGUAUGUAUUAAUUGCGUACGUUUAAGUUGUAAUUAUUCUUUCUAGAAAACUAUUUACUUUGAGUAGUUCUCUUUUUGAGAAAUCAACGAGCAAACAAUGAAAAAAUUUCAUUAAAACUUUGUAUUUAUUCAUAGUGAUUGAAAAUUAACGUCAAUUUACAAUUGAUAGCCAAAUUUUAAUGUCUUGUUUUUAAAUGUAAGAAUAAUUAAUACACAAAAAAACAUUGGAAAAGCAAAGUAAGAUAACGAAUUAAAAAGUUUGUUUUAUGUAGAAAUUAAUAAAUGUUUAGGAAUAUAAUUAUUCCUGUUCAAGCUAUAAUAUAUUUUAAUGCAGGAAAGUUGUUGAUGGAUACUCAUAUAUUUUCAAAUGAGUUUUGUGAACGAAAUUAUUGUUAUUUAUUAUUACAAACAAAAAGUUAUUAAAUUAAACCUAUAUUACAUUUUCACUAAAUUUAAAAUUUUGCAACCGAAUUCUUCCAAUGAGCUGUUUAAAUAAUUUCUAUUAAAAUACAAUGAUUCAAUUACACCAGUUAUCAUUGUAAGUCGCUUGUACAAUUCUAGUUUGUAAUACGCAAAAUGAGAUUAUAAGUCCAAAAUCAGUGCUUCCACGAUGUACUAGGUUUAUACAAGUUUUAUUUCUGAGACAAAGAAGUUAUACAUUUUAAAUUUUUACAAUUUAUAUUUAUUACACCAUUCUGUAACUCUAAAUUAAAUUUUAACAAGGUAGUGCGUCAGCAAUUGUGCGAUAUAAUUUUUAAUCAAUAUGUAGACGAUUUUAUACUGUUACUUUUAGCACUUCGAAAACAAGUUGUUAAUAAAUAUUUUCUGCAGGGUAAUAAAUUUUUUUUUAA